UUUUUGAGCUCCUUUACAAUUUAAUAAUAAUAUUGGAUUGACAAAAAAACUGUCCACCAUUAGAAUAUGUCCCCUACUGGUACCUUCCCUAUAAUGGACCUGAAAAAUUCCUAAAGACCAGCUUGAGAUCGGUUUCCAAGUCGUCAUUGAAACAACUUAUUGAAACUCUGUGAGACUUUUAAGGGAGUUCAGAGCCGAACAAAACAAAUAUUCUCGACAUGGGUGUAUGGAUUUUGAACUUUCAAAGAAGAAAACGUUUCUUUGCGUUUAAAUUCAUCUGCAAUUUUAUCAAACAGACGACACUCAGCGACCUCCAGGUACACCCAUCAACGCAAAUCUCACAUGAAAUUUCUACACAUUCAAUUCUAUGCAAAAACCUAUCCACAGGCACUUUGGGGUCUCUUUUCCAAGCCUGUAUAGCCCCAACACCACAAUUUCAGAUUUUUCUUUCGGAAAGGCAAGCUACUUCUAGUUGUAUUUUGAGGAAGCAAUUUUACUCACAAACCCUAGUCGCGGAUAAACCCCAGUACGAUGAAUACAAUGAUAACACUGUAAAAUACAAUCCUCUAGCUAAUGAAUUGAAUACAAUUUGCAGAAUAUUAAGUGAUUACCGAAGAGCCCAUCAUGAUCUAGAAGCAGCCCUUAAUGGAUGCUGUGUGAAAUUAUCAGAAGAUUUGGUAGAGCAAGUUUUAAAACGGUGUUGUAAUCUUUGGUUAUCUGCAUAUAGGUUUUUUGUUUGGGCUGGUAAACAACCUGGAUACAACCAUAGCGGUGAAAGCUGUACUGUAAUGGUCGACAUUUUAGGAAAAGUCAGACAGUUUGACACCAUCUGGGAUCUGCUUAUCAAAAUGAAUAAUCAAGGCCUUCCAAUUCCACGCAAAAUUUUUACCAUUGUUGUCAAGAGGUAUGCAAGAGCCCAACUUGCACAAGAGGCCAUACAUGCUUUUAGAAGAAUGAGGGACUUUGGAUGUGAACCUGUAAUUGAAGAUUUCAAUGCUUUGCUCAGUGCACUCUGUAAAAACAAGCUUGUAAGUCAUGCCCAUGAAAUAUAUGAUGAAGUUGGGGUUACAUUUCCUUCUGAUAUGAGAACUUACAAUAUUUUGAUAAAAUCAUGGGGUGAAAUUGGAGAUGGUGCUCAGGCUCUGAGGGUCUUUCAUGAAAUGGCUGAGCGAAAUUGUGAGCCAGACAUUGCUAUUUAUAAUACUCUCUUGGAAUCACUUUGUCAGGUAGGGCAAUUGGAGGAUGCUUACCAGAUUUUAGAUUUGAUGAAGGUUAAAGGACCUAUUCCCAAUAUUUCUACCUAUAGCAUUUUUAUCCAUGCACAUUGUGAAGCAGAUCAGGCAGACGAGGCUUUGAAGGUGCUUUCUAGAAUGAAGAGAUAUGGACUUGUGCCUGAUGUUGAAAUAUAUAAUGCUUUGAUUUUCAGAUUUUGCAUGAUGGACAAAGUUGAUGAUGCAUACAGGCUGCUGGAUGAGAUGUUCUACAAAGGUGUUAAGCCGGAUGUAUGUACUUACAAUACCCUUCAAAGAGUUCAUUGCAAGCACCGUCAAGUCAAAAGAGCUAUGAGGCUCCUUGUUAGGAUGGACGAUGAUGGUUGCAAGCCUGAUGACUAUACUUACAAUAUACUAAUAAAGAUGCUCAUCAAUGUUGGAUGCUUUGACAGGGCUUUAGAGGUUUGGAAUGGCAUGGAGGGCAGGGGCUUUUAUCCUUCCGUAACAACUUAUACCACACUGAUACAUGGGUUUUGUAAGAGACUGAAAUAUGAGGAAGCACAAAAGUAUUUUGAAGAGAUGAUAGAUGAAGGAAUACCACCUUAUCCCUGUACCUGUGUAUUGCUGAAGAAGCUUCUUCUCAGUGCAAGGAAGAAAUUAAUUGUGCAGGUGCUUGCAGAUAAAAUGCGGAAGUCCACUUCUCGUUCAAUCCAAGAGCUUUCGAAAAUGAUGAAGCAGAAAUCGAAUAAGAAAUCUGGUCAAAGCAAGGUCAAGAUGGCAAAAGAAAUGGGUAGUUCAAAGGCUAUGCGCAUUCAGGAAAAGUAGCUUUUACACGAUCCUGUAGAAAAAGAAACCAUUUUAUAGUAAGUAAUUGCAUUUGUGGUCUUUUGGUUGUAGUUUUACUCUGUUCUACAGUAUUCUACUGAAUGCAUAAUUCCAUUAUUGGAUUCACAAGAAUUGGAAGUCAGUUAAAAAGGAGAAAUAAUUGCUUACCUUGCUAUUCCAUUUGGUGAUACUAUUUCGCCAGAGGAAGGUAGGAUUGGGUUCUUCAUCAUAGAAAUGAAUUUGGGCCCUUUGUAUUGUCAAAGGCGCUUGAUUGCUGAAACCGUUCAGACAGCUACUUGGGUACUUGUUGCUAUUCAUACUUAUUUAUUUGCAUCCUGCUUUAAGCAUUUGCUUUCAAGAGCUGUCGACAGUUUGUGAGAAACUCAAACUUUCUACAGACUAAAGGGAUGGGCUGGCAGAGAUGUAUGAAAUUACAUGGAAGCUUUAAGUCCAGUGUAAAAUUUUGGAAUGUUGAGUGAGAUGUCCCACCUCUUGCCCAAGUGGGUUUUGAGGUGCAUUGAAAGAGGAUAACCCUCAAAAGUUUUAGGUUGAAACUUAACCAUAGAAUCUCAAUCUGUGUAUGGAAAACCAAAAUGGGAGAGUGUGAUUAGAAGGCUAAGUUUUGCUAAUGCGAUUUUUAGGGUAUAAGGAUCUUAUGUUAUUCAUAGGAUUUUUGGAGGGCAUGCCAGGAGGCGGAUGGUUGCUUCAAUGCAAUGUUGACAGUUUCAGACCAGGGGCUAGAAUUGAAAGUUAUAAACUACUGUGGAGCAAAUCUCUGAAUUGUGAAGGUGUUGUAUUGGACAAGCAUAUUUCUUUUAAGGACAAAUUCUGAAUAAAUUGUAAUAACAUUUAUAUCUAUUCUUGGGAUCCAAGAGCGGGAUGGCAAAAAACCUGGGUUAAAGCAAAAGAGAAAUGCGAAUAAUUUGUGAGGUCUAAAGAUGCUGUACAUCUAGACUCUAUACAAGACGUCAAAGAGCACAAUUGUCCACAUGGGAAAACCAGAUCUUAUAAUACUUAUAUCCUCAGGAAGUUUUAUGGAACAUAUCCAUCUGACAAGGUUUCGGCAGAUUAACUAAUAGUUUCCGGGGUUCUCAAGAUUAAGGGAUAAAGGUUGAAAAGGUCAUGCUUGAACUGGAAACAAAGAACAACUGUGAAAGCACAGUUGAUGGCAUGGAGAAUCCUCUGUCAAAAGCUUGUCAUAAUUUUUUUAUCAAAGCAGAAAAUUUAAUCAUUUUGCGGCUUUUGAGACUAAGCGUAUUUUUCAGGGACUCUAAGAUGUUGAAGGCAGCAUUAACAAGAUUGUAAGAUUACAUGUCUCUAUUUACUUGUAAAUAGUUCACUUUGAAAAUUGCUAUUUUGGUGAAGCAUCAGCCUCUUUGCUGUA
Cryptomeria japonica (Japanese cedar) is the source of this 3420-nucleotide messenger RNA. RefSeq names its product pentatricopeptide repeat-containing protein At1g52640, mitochondrial. NCBI's taxonomy places the organism in Eukaryota, Viridiplantae, Streptophyta, Pinopsida, Cupressales, Cupressaceae. Bases 219 to 2036 code for a protein of 605 amino acids. Gene Ontology annotation, molecular function: protein binding. The record is from RefSeq and is a predicted model, not a curated record. The transcript has a single exon.